AUGGGUAACGCGCCCUCCCACCAAGGCGGCGGCUCGCCCCCGACGAAUGACGCGCCACCCUCCUCCGUUCCGCCAAAGGACAAUCGCCCACCCCCUCCUCCCCCCACUCCCCAAACGCCGCUGUUGAUGCCAUACGGCGGACACCUGUCUCCCCAGAACCCGCACGCUCUAAGCCACCCGCAAGCGCACGACUAUUGUAAGGAGGUCGUGUGCGAGCUUAUCUUGGAUAAUCAGUUAGCGCCGUUCUACCGCGGCCUCGACGACUUUGAGGAGGGCUGGGGCGAGGACGACGUCAAGCGGGAACUGAAGGAGGUGCGCGAGAAGGACUAUGACGACGACGUCGACAACUCGUUCACCCGCCGAUUAAAGGACGAGCGCGAUCCCGCGAUCAAGCUCAAGUGGGGCACACCCGAGGAGAAAGCCGAGCGAGCGCGACGGGAGGCAAGGGCCUACCUCGGCGCUGUCGAGUGCCCGAUCUGUUUCCUCAACUACCCGCCCAACAUUAACACGAGUCGCUGCUGCGACCAGCCCCUGUGUACCGAGUGUUUCGUCCAGAUCAAGCGUUCCGACGCCACUGUGACUCACCUUGAAAGCGAGUCUGCGUGCUGCCCGUUCUGUGUCGAGUCCGACUUUGGUGUCAUCUACGAGCGCCCCUCGCCUGUCGCCGGCAACACGCCGAGUAGCGUCGGCACACCGCUUGGCGCGCCUGGCGCUGGCUCUGCGGCCGUUGCCGCGCACGCACUCAGCACGUCGCCCGACCAGGGCGACAGCGGCUUCAGCCAGGCCCUGUCUCUGAGCUCCGAGCCGCUGACGCCGACGACGAGCCGCAACGGCCAGACGCGGAGGAAGAGCGUCAGCUCCAAGGCCAAGGAGGUCAUCACGAUAGACCAGAUCCGGCCCGACUGGGAGGCCAAGCUCAAUGCUGUCAAGGCGGCGGCUGCACGCCGUGCGGCCCGCCGAAUUGUGAUGCGCCAGGUCGGCGAUCGCCUGAUUCCCAUCGGGUACACCUCGUCUCGUGCGACAGGCACUGCCGAUUUCAGCAUGUCGAUUCCGCAAGGGGAAGGUCGACGCUCGAGGCGCACGCGUGAGCGCGAGCGCGAGCUGGAGGAGAUGAUGAUUAUGGAGGCCAUGCGACUGUCGCUCCUUGACCACGAGGAGCACCAGCGCAAGUCUGCGACAGAGACUCAGAACAAGAACCAGCCGCAGGGCGCACCUCAGACUCAGGGUCAGCCGCAGGCUGCCCCGGAGCAGACACGGCGGUUAUCGACGAACCAGCCUCCGGCUGGCGGGCAGACGCCAAGCUCGCCCAUGGGCGCAACGCCCUCGAGCUCUCGGCGCUCGUCUAACGCGGCGGGCACGAUGGCGAGCUGGCGCGCGUCGUCAAACGACGCGCACAACAAUGGGCACGGCGGCGGCCGUGCACAGGCUGCCGCCUCGAAGCUGCUGUCGAAGAUCACUGUGAAUCGCAGCCGUGCCAACUCGAAGAGCUCUGUGCACUUUGCCGCCUCUCCGACGACGAUGGGCGGCGGCUCGAGCUCUUCGAGCUCUGGGCCCGGUCCCUCCAGUGCUCGUGCACGCAGCGCCUCGGCCUCCACGCCGAGCACGAUCUCGUCUGAGCACCACCCGUCUCCGCUCGGAUCGAACAGCCUGGGCCCCGCCAGCCGGCGGAGUCUGGACGUGAACGCGACGCGCACCCAGCCCCAGACACUAGUCAGCGAUAGGGACAGCAUCACCGAGUUUUCCGCCGGUCCCUCAGCGCCGACGCCCGAACGCUCGAACUCGGACCUGAUCGACAUGGGCAGCGUGGAUUCGCAUGAGAUGACGACCACCCCACCCGAUGUCGACGAGCCUUCCACGCCCCGCAUGGCCCCGGCGCAGCCGAGCGCUCCCCAAACCCCCACAGCGAACGUGACCCAGGAACCCCUCGACAUCUCGCCGAGCCGGCACAGCAUGGCCGAGUCGUUCGAGUCGCGCUCGUCCAUGGCCGCGUCGUACACUGACCCAGUGCCGCGGGCUGCGCGAUCCAAGCCGCUGGCUGCGAUGGCUGAUGACGACUAG
Messenger RNA from Trichosporon asahii var. asahii CBS 2479, 2058 nucleotides. Its product is annotated as cellular response to glucose starvation-related protein. The transcript has 3 exons. Bases 1 to 2058 code for a protein of 685 amino acids. Gene Ontology annotation, cellular component: cytoplasm. The record is from RefSeq and is a predicted model, not a curated record. Lineage: Eukaryota; Fungi; Basidiomycota; Tremellomycetes; Trichosporonales; Trichosporonaceae.